GAAUAAUCUUUGGAGGCGGAAGUGUAUCGGAAAACGAACUCCCCCCCUACAGUAUAACUUAGAGCUUGUUCCCUUGGUAACAACAGUUGUGUACAGUGAUACCAUAUUCUGUGCCUCUGUUCGUAGGGCGUUGGUGUUAAUAAUUCGCUUGCAACACUUCUUGUUACGCAUAACGAAUACUGAGAUAGUGCCUUAAAAUAGUCCACGACCGCCUCUUCCUUGUGUACAGGCGGGAUGCCGGCAGAACCACAGAAUGGAAUGCCUUCGAGGAAGCAGUUAAAGUACGAUAUGGUGAAAAUUGAUGGCAGACUAAAAGAAGUUAUUCAUUUAGAGAAGCUGACACGGAAACAAUGGGAGAAGAAGUGGGGAUUUCUAAGAAAUAUAAUGCAGAUGUAUCAUGAUGAAAUAAAAGCCGAAGGCGUCGAGCUGAAGAAAGAACAGUCUCAUCCCAGGCUGGUUUCGGAAAUGAAGGCCCCUCCUUCGCCUCCUGUCCCUACCACCAGCUCAGGUUUCAUCGGCUGGCGCUCCUCCAUCGCAGAGUAUUCACUGGAGAGGAUUGGUCCACUCUACGUGUCUCCAAAACUAACUACAGAACUCCCAGAAAGUUAUUCGCCCACGAAGCAAAUAAAUAUAUUUAUAGGAUAA
Messenger RNA from Zootermopsis nevadensis, 645 nucleotides. RefSeq names its product ciliary microtubule inner protein 1-like. The record is from RefSeq and is a predicted model, not a curated record. NCBI's taxonomy places the organism in Eukaryota, Metazoa, Arthropoda, Insecta, Blattodea, Termopsidae.